Molecule: messenger RNA, 2857 nt
Organism: Eutrema salsugineum
Lineage: Eukaryota; Viridiplantae; Streptophyta; Magnoliopsida; Brassicales; Brassicaceae
Product: serine/arginine repetitive matrix protein 1
Exons: 10
Coding region: 162-2657 (831 amino acids)
Biological process (GO): mRNA processing; regulation of mRNA splicing, via spliceosome
Cellular component (GO): spliceosomal complex
Molecular function (GO): RNA binding
Source: RefSeq, a predicted model, not a curated record
AUGGAAAAUUGAAACAAUUCAGUGAGUUUUAGGGCUCGUAAAAACUCUUCAAAAUCUCCCCUUUACAUCUUCAAAGUCUCCAUCGCUCUGAAGCUUUCGAUUUUUCUCCUCGACCACGUAAGUUUCUGGAGAAGAAAAAUAGCUUCCACAAAUCCUAAAUAAUGUCUGGCGGUUUUUUCCGGGGUACUUCUGCUGAGCAGGAUACUCGGUUUUCUAACAAGCAAGCCAAAUUGAUGAAAAGCCAGAAAUUCGCUCCGGAGUUGGAGAAUCUGGUUGAUGUGACCAAAGUGAAGAUGGAUGUUAUGAAACCUUGGAUUGCGACUAGAGUCACUGAGCUACUUGGUUUUGAAGAUGAAGUGCUAAUCAACUUUAUUUACGGUCUGCUUGAUGGGAAGGUAGUGAACGGUAAGGAGAUUCAGAUUUCGCUAACUGGAUUUAUGGAGAAAAAUACUGGCAAGUUCAUGAAGGAGCUCUGGACACUUCUUAUAAGCGCACAGAAUAACUCAAGUGGUGUUCCACAACAGUUUUUAGAUGCUAAAGAAGCUGAAACGAAGAAGAAACAGGAAGAAGCAUAUGAAAAAAAAGAUCAGUUAGAUGAAACAGGUGGUAGGAGGGAGAGAGAACAUAAGAGCCAUGAGCAGGAUAUAUCGAGGAAAAUAGACAGCGGCGUUGAACAGAAGGUGACAAAUGGCAUGGAGACUAAACCUUCAAGAGAUCUUCCAGCUGAGGAGAAGAAUGGAGUAAAAGAAAGGAGAAGAGGUUCACGCUCUAGGUCAAUCAGCAGAACAAAAUCAGGAUCGAGAAGUUAUUCUGGUGAACGGAAAUCAAGGAGCUUGUCUCGAUCAUCAGAUGCCUCCAUCUCACCCAGAAAGCGGAGAUCGCCGUAUUCAAGGCGUAGAUCCAGAUCACGUUCCUUGCGUAGGUCUCGGUCUCCUCGGCGACGUAGGAUACAUUCUCCUUAUGGAAGCAGGUCACGGUCACCUGUUAGACGUCGUAGGUCACCAUCACCACAAAGACGUCGCCGUGUAUCUACACCUGAGAGACCCCGUCGCAGGUCUCCAUCGCCUUUCAGGCGGCGCAGGUCACCAUCCCCUCCUGCUAGGAGACGCAGGUCUCCAUCACCACCUGCUAGGCGACGCAGGUCACCAUCACCGCCUGCUAGGCGUCGCCGGUCUCCAUUUUCCUCUAGGCGGCGCAGGUCUCCUUCACCGAUAGCUAGGCGGCGCAGGUCUCCAUCUCCAGUGUAUAGGCGUAACAGGUCACGGUCACGGUCACGGUCACAACCGGCUAAGCGGGAAAGGUCUUGCUCCCCAGGGAGAUCUCCGUCACCCACUGGACAAAGGUUGCCCUCUCCUCCCCUUAUGAGGUCCAGUUUGCCUUCACCAUCCACUGGGCAAAGGUUGCCUUCACCGCCUCCUAGGCGUGCAGGAUCACCAUCACCAAUGAGGCUUGGAGUGCCCCAUUCGUCCAAUCACCUUGACUCACCAUCACCUAGCUCACUUUCCCCGCCUGGUAGGAAAAAUGGGUUACCAUCACCACCUGUUAGAAGACGCAGGUCACUAACACCUGCCAAAGAACGAGGCUCCGUGUCACCUGCUGGACGUCCUGAAGCAGAAUCUCCUUCACAUGUCAAGCAGGGUGGAUCUAUCUUACCUGUUAGAGGUAGAGGUAGAUCUUCUCCUUCCCCUCGACAUCAGAGUGCGCGCUCUCCUGUUCGUCGAAGAUCACCAACACCUGUCAACCGGCGAAGGCGAAGUCGAAGAUCUCCAUCUGUUUCGCGAUCACCUGAAGACAGCCGUAAGAGACGAUCUCCUUCUUGGAGCAGGUCUUUGUCUAGGUCGCUCUCCCCUCCUGUUCGUCGUAGAUCUCCUUCAUCAGGUGGAAGAAAACACCAGAGGGACAGAAGAUCUCCUGGACAUCCAUCUGAAGAGCAAGAUAGAGAGGAGAGGGAUCACAAAUCCAAGCUGUUAAAGAAGACUUCAGUGCAGUCACCUGAUUCUUAUAAGACGAACCAGAUACCGGAGAAGGUACAAGAUGGUGGGCGUGUAGAACACGCGAAGGAACAAGAGAGAAAGAGUGAAAAGUUAUCAGAGAGGCGUUCUGGUCAUAGAGUCCACAGUUCACAGAUGUCUCCAGUUUCGCAUAAGGACUCCGUUCGAGUAGAAAAUUCAGAAGGAAAGAGACAGCCUCCUUCAAAUAAAGUGAAAGGUAGUGAGGAAGUCCAGAAAGAGGAUAACAGCGACCUGGAUGCAAACCUUUCUUCUGAUUCUAAGGAAAGUAGCAGGCAUCGAACUAAGGAUAACAAGAGUAGAAAGAAUAAAAGGUCAGAGAGGGGAGAUGUAUCAUCAGACGAUAAUGGCAGUUCUGAUGCUGACAUAGAAGAUAGGAAGGAGGCUAAAAGGAGGAGAAAGGAGGAAAAGAAAACAAGAAAGGAAGAGAAGAAACGCAGGCGGGAGGAGAGACGUCGUAAAAGGGAAGAACGUCGUAGUGAGAAGCAGAAACUUAAGAAUCGAGAGUAUUCUGAUUCUUCAGAGGGCGAAGCUGAGACCCGUCGCAAGAGUAAAAAUGGAGAAGAGUCAGAUCCAAAGAAGCUUGAGAUUGAGUUGCGAAACAAAGCACUCGAGUCAUUGAAAGCAAAGAAGGGAAUCAGCCACUAAAUCCUAUUAUCCUGUUAUUGAGUAUCCAGCGUCAUUUGAACAUCGUUUUUAUAAGAUACAUUGCCUUGCUAUAUUAUCUUUUAUGUGGUGGUUUUUCUUUCAUGUUCCAAACUUUCUUAUGUUUUCUGUUUGUUGGUGGCAGCAAAAUUGGACAAGUGACAAUUACUCUGCUAUUCUUGAGUGCAGACUUUAUGCAGACA